GAACCGGCAGGUGGCAGGGGCCUCCGGGGGCGGCGGAGGAGGCGGUGGAGGAGACCCGCGGCUCUCAGUGGCCGGCCGCCCUCGGUCGUGACCCCCUCUCAGUCUUCUUCCGACCUCAUCGCCGACGCCUCAUACCCGACCUCGACCCAGGUUAGGCCCGAGGCACUCGCUCCUCUUCCGCGGCCUCAUGUUGGACAACUCCGUCCAGAUUCUGAUCGCCCUCUUCGGCGGCUACGUCGUCACUUCGGUCAUCUUGCUCCGCAACCCGACCAUCCUCUACAGGAAGAAGAAGAUCAAAUUCACCUGCAGGCACAUCAGCCAUCGCGGAGGGGCUGGAGAAAAUUACGAAAAUACGAUUACAGCCUUUAAAAGAGCUAUCGCGUUAGGCACGGAUAUGUUGGAAAUCGACUGUCAUCUGACUAAAGACAACCAGGUGGUCGUGUGCCACGACAGCAAUCUACUAAGGAACACCGGGCUCAACAAGAACAUCUCCGAGCUCAACUACAGCGACCUGCCGCUGAUAAGCACGACAUUACCCAUCGACUUCGACCCAGGGUCCUCAUUCACGGGGAGCUGUCGAGAAGAUGAGAGGCGGAUACCCCUCCUCGACGAGGUCUUCGAAAGGUUCCCGUCGAUCCCGAUCAAUAUCGACGUCAAAGCUAACAACGACCUCCUCAUCAGGGAGAUCAACAGGCUGAUCACAAACCACAGAAGGGAGGAGAUUACCGUCUGGGGUAGCUUCAGUAACGACAUCACCUACAAAUGCUACCUCCAGAAUCCAAAGGUGAACCUCCUAUUCUCGUUGAGGCAAGUGGUCCGACUAAUCCUCCUCUUCUACACAGGCCUCCUUCCUUUCUUCCCCAUUAAGGAGACCCACUUGGAGAUUUUCCAGCCGUCUAUGUACCUCAAACCAGCAUGGAGAAGUCACUCAAGGGAGAGAGAGGGAAAUUUCAUGAUGACUUUGCCAACAUUUUUAGUCCACACAAUGGACUAUUUACUAAUGAGUAAAAUUUUAUUCGCUCAUUUAAGAAAACGAGGAAUUCAGACGUAUGUUUGGGUUCUGAACCAUGAGAACGAGUUCAAAAAGGUGUAUGACUUGGGGGUGACAGGGAUCAUGACUGACUACCCUUCCAAGUUGAAAAAAUUUCUCGACGACAACCCGGAUUACCGUUGUACAAAGGAUCCGCCGCAGGCGGACAAGGAAGAGUACUAAAUUGUUCGACUACCCCCUGACAAAAAUUUUGUGAUAAAAACUUAUACUAUCUAUCAAAACCAGAUGUAGCACAAUAUUGUGAUAAGUGUUUCCUUCCUUUUAAUUUGCAGAGAAUCAGACGGAGAAGAGAUUUUCAUUUUUUUUUUCUUUUUUAGGUCUAGACAAAUAUUUUGGAAUCACUUUACAAGAUCUCUUUUUAAAAUGAAACCAUGAAAGAUUUAUUUAUUGUUUAAUAAAAAUGACUUUUUUUUAUUAAAAUGAUGUCAU
Messenger RNA from Cimex lectularius (bed bug), 1480 nucleotides. Its product is annotated as lysophospholipase D GDPD1-like. The transcript is spliced from 7 exons. The record is from RefSeq and is a predicted model, not a curated record. Gene Ontology annotation, molecular function: phosphatidylcholine lysophospholipase A1 activity; phosphoric diester hydrolase activity. NCBI's taxonomy places the organism in Eukaryota, Metazoa, Arthropoda, Insecta, Hemiptera, Cimicidae. Gene Ontology annotation, biological process: glycerophospholipid catabolic process. The coding region runs from base 188 to 1213 and encodes 341 amino acids. Gene Ontology annotation, cellular component: endoplasmic reticulum membrane.